UUGAAAUUAUCUUCUUAUGUCCCAUUAUAUAACAAAGCGGGCACAUGUUAAUCUAGAAAAUAAUAUAUUUAUAUAAAUGCAGAAAUUCCUUCUUUUUCCGAGAGUAAAUUUUGAAGCACUGAACGCUGCCGUCAUUCACAUCGUAAAUAUGUUUAUUACAUGUAAUAUGUGUCAGGAGGGUUGCGUGGAGGUACUAAAAAUUCCCAUGGUACGUUUUUCCACCUUUUUGUUUAUUCUGUAAUUACAGUAAAAAUAUCUCAAAAUAACUUUUGAUGCCAAUCAAAGCGCACUCUGUUUGCCUUGCAGUUCAGCCAGUCACUUACGAAUUUAUUUUUAAAUAAGGGUUUGAUAAAGAGAGGGCUAAUAGACACGGUUAGGCGGAAGGAAAUGUUGAUUUAGGCUGUCUCGGGGUCCUCGGGGAUCGCCUCGGCCGAUCGCUAUCUUUCGGAACAAAAUCACGCAAUGGGUUGACAGACGGAGGAAGCGCUUGCGCCGCGCUUUUUGUUUUUUACUGCUCUCUCCGUGGAAAUGCGAAUUCGUUCAGUGAGCCAUGCCCGCGCUGGUACAGCGGGCCCGCUGGGAGACCUCUCAGCGGCCCUUGUUCGUCAAGACGGUGUGGCAGAAUGGCGUCCGACACGCCAUCCUUUCCAAAGACGAUCCACUUUUUGCAAAAAACGAGCCGGCGCCAAACCGAUUCAGCAAAAUUCUGCUGUCCCAAUCUGCUCCAGAAGUUCCGGCGCCGAUGCGACCGCGUCCCAGUGAACUCGAAAGGUGUCUCAUGAAACUCCAACUGGUGCUCGCCUCCGAACCAAAGGUUGCAAUAAUUUCAGAGAAGAAAAGAUCUCCAGACUUUCCCAGCCCCGAGGAGGAAGUUUUUCCGCUUUUGCCAGUUGAAGCAGAGGAGGAACCGUGUCCGAAACGUAUUGUCUUGGAAGAAUUGGAAACGAGCAGCAGCGAAACGUCUUCGGCCUCUGAAAGUGAAAACAAAGAAAACCAGUGCGAGGACGAGGAAGACGCUGAAGAAUUUGAUCUUCCGAAUUACAACAACUGGCUGCCAGAUUUGAAUCCACUGUCUGAAAGGGUGCUGCAGUGGCUGGAGAGGGAGGCGAAGAGAAAUAGACCAAGGGUGGUUGAUUUGAGGACUCUGAAGAGGGCGCAAAAGUCGCCUAUGAGUAGACCGUCUACACAAUCGUCUCCUCUUAAGCAGCCUAGAAUCAGGGUUAAGAGAAAACUGCCUGCAAAAUGGUCAUCUAAACUUGGCAAUAAUGAAACGCUGGCAAUUACAGCCCAAUCUGUUCCUCGGAAGCUCGCUGCAGGCCUGAAACCUGUAAUCACUGUCACCCCAGUGAAGUCAUCACCCUCGAUCCACUGGGCAAACGAUCAGCAAUCCAGAGGUCGACCGCAGCUACACGUUUUUAUACCUCGAAUUGAUAGUGACGCAAUCAGUGACCAUUCAAGUGACAGGUAGCUGUGUUGAGAGUAAAAACUUUGACUGCGAAUUAUGUGCAAUUUUUGUAUAUAUUUAUAAACUAGCUUUGUGGAUUUGCUUGCUGAAAGAAAAGUCUGAAUUUGAGCUUUGCUUGAAUAAAUUAAAUGUAAUUGUUGUUCCUCAAUUCACACUUUUGU
Molecule: messenger RNA, 1626 nt
Organism: Neocloeon triangulifer
Lineage: Eukaryota; Metazoa; Arthropoda; Insecta; Ephemeroptera; Baetidae
Exons: 2
Coding region: 551-1468 (305 amino acids)
Source: RefSeq, a predicted model, not a curated record